Messenger RNA from Euleptes europaea (tarantolino), 3528 nucleotides. It is a transcript of the gene ATP11C, whose product is annotated as ATPase phospholipid transporting 11C. The record is from RefSeq and is a predicted model, not a curated record. Lineage: Eukaryota; Metazoa; Chordata; Lepidosauria; Squamata; Sphaerodactylidae. Gene Ontology annotation, cellular component: trans-Golgi network; plasma membrane; endoplasmic reticulum. The transcript has 29 exons. Gene Ontology annotation, biological process: phospholipid translocation. Gene Ontology annotation, molecular function: ATP binding; ATPase-coupled intramembrane lipid carrier activity; magnesium ion binding. Bases 9 to 3365 code for a protein of 1118 amino acids.
GCCCCACGAUGCUUCGCCGGACGAUGCACCGCUUUUUUUUUGCGGAUGAGAAACGCGUUGGGACACGGACCAUCCUGGUUGGCCACCGCCCGGUUUCUGAAACAGAGGUUUAUGUUAUGCAGCAAUUCUGUGACAACAAGAUAAUCUCUUCCAAGUACACGAUCUGGAAUUUUCUCCCAAAGAAUCUCUUUGAACAGUUCCGAAGAAUUGCCAACUUCUACUUCCUUAUCAUCUUCCUUGUGCAGGUCAUAGUAGAUACACCAACAAGCCCAGUCACCAGUGGACUUCCUCUUUUCUUCGUUAUUAUCGUUACAGCUAUUAAACAGGGUUAUGAGGACUGGCUACGACACAGGGCGGACCAGGAAGUCAACGAAAGCAAGGUCGUUGUGAUUGAGGAUGGAAAGCGUGUGAAGAAAGACUGUGAUGCAAUCGAGGUUGGCGACAUAGUGGAAGUGACAACGGAUGAAACCUUUCCCUGUGACCUUGUAUUUCUCGCAUCAAGUAGCAAAGAUGGAACCUGCUAUGUCACUACAGCUAGUCUGGAUGGAGAAUCAAACUUCAAGACUCACUACACUGUGCAGGAUACUGCCAAACUCUCUACAUGCCAAGCCAUAGAUUGCCUUAUUGCCACAAUUGAAUGUGAACAGCCUCAGCCAGACCUCUACAAGUUUGUUGGGAGAAUUAACAUCUACAAGGAAGACCAAGAGCCUGUAGCCAGGGCACUGGGUCCUGACAACCUCUUGCUGAAGGGAGCAACGUUAAAAACGACCCACAAAAUCUAUGGUGUUGCUGUCUAUACUGGGAUGGAAACAAAAAUGGCUUUGAACUACCAAGGAAAAUCUCAGAAGCGCUCUGCGGUGGAAAAAUCAAUCAACAUUUUCUUGGUUGUUUAUUUAUGCAUUCUUGUGGGCAAGGCCAUGGUAUGCACUACUAUGAAGUAUUUCUGGAUAAAUGAUCGGUCAGUUGAUGAACCUUGGUACAACCAAAAGACCCAAAGAGAAAGAGAGACCUUCAAGCUCUUAAAAAUGUUCACAGAUUUCCUGUCCUUCAUGGUCUUGUUCAAUUUCAUUAUCCCGGUCUCCAUGUACGUGACAGUAGAAAUGCAGAAAUUCUUGGGCUCUUUCUUCAUUUCUUGGGACAAAGAGAUGUAUGAUGAGACAACCAAAGAAGGGGCCUUGGUGAAUACCUCUGACCUCAAUGAGGAGCUUGGCCAGGUUGAAUAUGUUUUCUCUGAUAAAACCGGGACACUGACAGAAAACACCAUGGAGUUCAUUGAGUGCAGCAUUGACGGAUACAAGUAUGACGGUUCCAUGUCAGAGGUUGAUGGGCUCGAAUAUUAUGAGAAAGCACAGAAGAGCCGAGAAGAUCUGUUCCUGCGUGCUUUGUGUCUCUGCCACACAGUUCAGAUUCGGCAUAGAGAUAAAGUUGAUGGAAAAUCUCAUCUGGAGACCUCCUCUCAGAGCUAUGUGUCUUCUUCCCCGGAUGAAAUAGCUUUGCUGACAGGAGCUAACAAGUAUGGUUUCACUUUUCUAGGACAAGCAAAUGGUUUCAUGAAGAUACGGAACAGCAAUAAAGAAAUCGAGAGCUAUGAACUGCUUCACGUGUUGGAUUUCGAUUGUGUCCGUCGCCGAAUGAGUGUUAUUGUGAGGAUGCCGUCAGGGAAGAUAUUCCUGUUCUGCAAAGGAGCAGACUCUUCUGUGUUUUCAAGGGUGCCGGAAUCUGAAAUAAUGAAAACAAAAGUACACGUAGAACGCAACGCGAUGGAUGGGUAUCGGACCCUUUGUGUAGCCUUCAAAGAAAUAUCUGAAAGCGACUACCUGAACAUAGAUGUCAGCAUUAAUGAAGCUGCAAUGGCACUGCAGGACAGAGAAGCAAAGAUGGAAGCGGUUUUCGAUGAGAUCGAGAGAGACAUGCAUUUGAUGGGGUCCACUGCUGUGGAAGACAGACUCCAGGAGAAUGCCGCUGAAACCAUUGAGGCCCUGCAUUCUGCCGGCAUGAAGAUCUGGGUGCUGACGGGGGACAAGAUGGAAACUGCCAAGGCAACCUGCUACGCCUGCAGGCUCUUCCAGGCCAACACCGAGCUGCUGCUGCUGACAACAAAAACCGUGGGAGAGGACCGCCACAAAGAAGAGCAGCUGUACACGCUGUUGAUGGAAUAUCACAAAAAGCUGGUGAAUGAGAUGCCCGAGAAUUGUUUUGUUUUUAAAACCACAUCUUCUGUUUUAAGGAGCUGGACACUCAGUCAGGAAUACGGGCUGGUGAUCGACGGCGCAACCCUGUCCCUGAUCUUGAACCCUUCUCAAGACUCAUGUUCCGGCCACUACAAAAACAUCUUCGAACAGAUUUGCCUCAAAUGCACUGCAGUACUGUGUUGCCGAAUGGCCCCUCUGCAGAAAGCACAGAUUGUUCGAAUGGUGAAGAAUUCAAAAGGCAAACCGAUAACUCUUGCGGUAGGAGAUGGUGCCAAUGAUGUAAGCAUGAUCUUGGAGGCUCACGUUGGCAUAGGUAUUAAAGGCAAAGAGGGCCGCCAGGCAGCAAGGAACAGUGACUAUGCCAUCCCCAAGUUUAAAGACUUGAAAAGAUUGCUGUUGGCGCACGGGCAUUUGUACUAUGUUAGAAUAUCGCACCUUGUGCAGUAUUUCUUCUACAAGAACCUUUGCUUCAUUUUCCCACAAUUUUUAUACCAGUUCUUCUGUGGCUUCUCACAACAGCCUCUCUACGAUGCAGCUUACCUUACCAUGUUCAACAUCUGUUUUACAUCCCUGCCUAUUGUGGCCUACAGUCUGCUGGAGCAACAUAUCCCCAUUGACACCUUGAUGUCCGUUCCAAAGCUAUAUAUGAAUGUUUCCGGCAAUGCAAUGCUGCAGUUGAAGCCCUUCUUGUACUGGACCUUCCUGGGCCUUUUUGAUGGCCUUGUGUUUUUCUUUGGGGGUUAUUUGCUUUUCUGGGAUGCUUCUUUAGAGGACAAUGGAAAGAUGUCUGGAAACUGGGCUUUUGGAACCCUGAUUUUUACAGUACUCGUGUUCACUGUCACCCUGAAGCUGGCAUUAGACACUCGUUUUUGGACAUGGCUAAACCACUUCGUCAUUUGGGGUUCGUUGGCCUUCUAUGUGUUUUUCUCAUUCUUCUGGGGAGGAAUCCUUUGGCCUUUCUUGAAGCACCAAAGAAUGUAUUUUGUAUUUGCCCAACUCCUAUCUUCAGUGUCCACCUGGCUGGCAAUAUUUUUGUUCAUCUUCGUCAGCCUUUUCCCAGAAAUCAUUCUGAUAAUCUUUAAAAAUACGAAAAGCAAAAGCCGCCAGCCUGCUACUUUGGAGCUGCCGAUAUUGGUGUCCUACAAACACAGGGAGAACGGCUACACCCUCUAAGCGAAGGCCAGAAACACCAUGACUCCUUUUACAGAAUGAUGCCCUCUCAGGAUUCUUCGGAUGCAAAGAUAUAACCCCAGCAUGUGGGCUUAAAUUAACAGUGCUCUCUCUCGCUCUGUCUUGCUCUCUUCGUUACAAACUGAGUAUCAGAAGCAAUCAAAAA